This is a messenger RNA of Sinocyclocheilus rhinocerous, 1792 nucleotides long. Its product is annotated as Bardet-Biedl syndrome 4 protein-like. The transcript has 15 exons. Gene Ontology annotation, cellular component: ciliary basal body. The record is from RefSeq and is a predicted model, not a curated record. Bases 49 to 1644 code for a protein of 531 amino acids. NCBI's taxonomy places the organism in Eukaryota, Metazoa, Chordata, Actinopteri, Cypriniformes, Cyprinidae. Gene Ontology annotation, molecular function: protein binding. Gene Ontology annotation, biological process: protein localization to cilium; cilium assembly.
GCCAUAGUGACAGAAGCGUCCGCCGGAAGUGAGGAGAAAAGGAGCGCGAUGGCGGACGACGCGAUGAAAACGGAUGUGCAGCUGCCUGUGGCCACAGACCUCAAGAAACCUCGUCCAAAGAAAGCUCCUGAUCUUCCGAUCUUGGAGAGGAGAAACUGGCUUAUACAUCUGCAUUAUAUCCGCAAAGAUUAUGAGACCUGCAAGGCCAUUAUUAAAGAACAGCUGCAUGAAACUCAAGGCAUGUGUGAAUAUGCUGUGUAUGUGCAAGCUCUGAUCAUGCGGUUAGAAGGGAAGAUCCAGCAGUCUCUGGAGUUGUUUCAGAGUUGUGCCAUCCUCAACCCCAAAAGCUCAGACAACCUCAAGCAAGUGGCACGAUCCCUUUUCCUGUUAGGGAAACACAAAGCUGCCAUUGAGGUUUAUAAUGAAGCAGCACGUCUCAAUCAGAAAGACUGGGAAAUCAGCCAUAAUCUGGGUGUUUGCUACAUCUACACCAAAGACUUCAAGAGUGCCGAAGAGCAAUUAAACUUGGCAUUACAGCUGCAUAAACACGAUCUGACCUACAUGAUGCUGGGAAAAAUCCACUUACUGCAGGGCGACACAGAGAAAGCCAUCGACGUCUACAAGAGCGCUGUGGAAUUUUCUCCAGAGAACACCGAGCUGUUGACCACAUUGGGACUGCUGUACAUGCAGCUUGGGAAAUACCAGAAAGCCUUUGAGCACCUUGGAAACUCUCUGACAUAUGACCCCAAUAACUUCAAGGCCAUCCUCGCGGCCGGCAGUAUGAUGCAGACUCACGGAGAUUAUGACGUGGCCAUGAAUAAGUACCGUGUGGCGGCGUACUCUGUCCCUGAGAGCCCGCCGCUCUGGAAUAACAUCGGGAUGUGCUUCUUCGGCAAAAAGAAAUACGUGGCUGCCAUCAGCUGUCUGAAGAGGGCAAACUAUCUGUCUCCGUUUGAUUGGAAGAUCCUGUACAAUCUGGGUUUGGUUCAUCUCACCAUGCAGCAGUACGCAUCAGCUUUCCACUUCCUGAGCGCCGCCAUCAACCUGCGGCCACGCAUGAGCGAACUCUACAUGCUACUGGCCGUCACUCUGACCAAUCUGGACGACGCAGAUAACGGCCGCAGGUCUCACGAGCAGGCGGUUCUGCUGGAUGAGUCAAACCCGCUGGUGAACCUGAACUUUGCGGUGUUCCUGUAUAAUCAGGGCGAUAAGAAGGCCGCCUUGCUGCAGUUUCAGGAGAUGGAGAGAAAAGUCAACGCUCAGGUCGAGAAUAACAGCAACACUGACUUUGACCCAGAGCUGGUAGAAAUGGCUCAGAAACUGGGCACCGCUCUCCAGGCGGGUGAGAACCUGUACUGGAGCAAACUGGGCAAAGACAGCAAGACCAGCCAGCGGUCCUCCUCCAGCAAACCCAGCAGCUCCCAGCAGCCCCUGGGCACCAACCAGGCCCUCGGUCAGGCCAUGUCUUCAGCCGCAGGCUACAGCAAGAGCAUGCAGAUCACCUCAGAGCCCGAGGCGGAUGUGAGCAGCGCCCCAUCUCCCCCUACAGUCACUCCCGGAGAGCCCGAGGAUGAGGAUGAGGAGACGGCCGAACCAGCCAAACUCAAAGAGAAGAAGAGUAAACCGAGAGCAGCGGCUGAAUAGAGCUCUAUCUAUAUCCAAAGCUGAAGGGGUUUAUAACUUAUCAAUGUACAGCGUUUAUAUAGAGGUGAAUUAAAGUGCAAAGUUACAAUCUUUAGAUGUCUGUUUAAAUGGUGCAUUAUAUUAAUGUAGAUGAUUAAUUUGUGUCUUU